AUGUUCCACCUGUUAAGCAACUUGAAAACAACCUACAAGAAACAUGCCAAGGAAUACAGUGUACCUUUCUUUGCUGCAGCAACUAUGUACACAGAAAAGAAAUUCGAAUACCAUAUGAAAGAGCUUGACAAAUUGGAUAAGCGAAUAAGGCCUUAUUUGCAAAAAAUUGGAUAUCAUAAAUGGUCAAGAUUCUACUCCAAAAACAAAAGGUACUCGGUAAUGACUUCCAAUAUUGUUGAGUCACUUAAUGCAGCCACCAUGGCAGCUAGAAAAGUACCUGCCACAACACUUUUGGAGUGUUUCUGUGGAUUACUCCAAGAUUGGACAUACACUAAUAGGAAACUAGCUCAAAAAACAAUGAGAAGAUUGACACCAGUUGCAGAACAAGCACUCACCAACAACUUUGUAUACUCUUUGAGAUUAACUGUAAAGCCAGCAAAUGAAUAUUUGUUUGAGGUAUUUAAAGAAGAUAAGUCAUGGAUUGGGAUGAACAUAGACCCCUAUGAUUAUUGUUCACAUUACUACACAACAAAAGUAUGGUUAGAAACAUACGAUGCAACUGUGUAUCCAGUAGGGAAACAACAACAUUGGGAAUUACUAGACUUUUUCAAAGAUAUCACAGUGUUGCCUCCAUUUGAAAGAGUGAAGGCUGGAAGACCAAAAAAAAGAAGAAUUAUAGCUGCUUGGGAAACUAAAAAGAAGAACAAGUGCAGCAAGUGUGGAUAA
Messenger RNA from Humulus lupulus (European hop), 726 nucleotides. RefSeq lists its product as uncharacterized. The record is from RefSeq and is a predicted model, not a curated record. The coding region runs from base 1 to 726 and encodes 241 amino acids. The transcript has 3 exons. NCBI's taxonomy places the organism in Eukaryota, Viridiplantae, Streptophyta, Magnoliopsida, Rosales, Cannabaceae.